UAGCAGCAGCCACAAAGUUGAACUUUGUAUUGUAGAGCAGACGCUCACUGCAGUACAGUCAGUCAGUGCGCUCGAGUUUACCGGUGCGGUGUAUACUAUUAUGGAGCGGCGACACUGGUCCUGAGGAGACAUUAAACAGCACGAGAGGCCAAAAGAGACUGAGACAUCACACCGAGAAUUUCAAGAGGUUUAUUUUAACUUAAUAAACAGUUAUAAAACGGAUUAUAACAGAAGUACUGCUGCGCUGCGAUAACGAAUAAAAAUGGGGAGCCGGGGACACUACCGGUACCACUGGCAAAGCCACAAUGUCAAGCAGAGUGGAGUGGAUGACAUGGUGCUGCUCUCCAAGAUCAGCGAGGAUGCCAUUGUAGAAAACCUCAAGAAGAGAUACAUGGAUGACUUUAUUUUUACAUACAUUGGUCCUGUACUCAUCUCAAUAAACCCUUUCAAACAAAUGCCUUACUUUGGGGACAAAGAAAUAGAGAUGUACCAAGGCGCAGCUCAGUAUGAGAACCCUCCUCAUAUCUACGCUCUAGCCGAUAACAUGUAUAGAAACAUGAUGAUUGAUCGUGAGAACCAGUGUGUCAUUAUCAGUGGUGAGAGUGGAGCAGGGAAGACAGUAGCAGCAAAGUACAUCAUGAGCUACAUCUCCAAAAUUUCAGGUGGAGGUCCUAGAGUUCAGCAUGUCAAAGACAUCAUUCUGCAGUCCAACCCUCUUCUGGAGGCCUUCGGGAAUGCUAAGACAGUGAGGAACAACAAUUCCAGUCGAUUUGGGAAAUACUUUGAGAUUCAGUUCAGUUCCGGCGGGGAGCCAGAUGGUGGGAAAAUCUCCAACUUCCUUUUGGAAAAAUCACGCGUGGUGAUGAGGAAUCCCGGAGAGAGGAGCUUCCACAUCUUCUACCAGCUAAUAGAGGGAGCCAGUGGAGACCAGAAAAGCAGUCUAGGCAUCACAAACCUGGAUUACUAUACUUACCUCAACCAGUCAGGUUCCUAUAAAGUUGACGACAUUAACGACAAGCAUGAUUUCCAGGAAACCUUGCAUGCCAUGGACGUGAUUGGCAUCUCAGGGAUGGACCGCGCCCUGGUACUUCAAAUUGUGGCUGGAAUUCUUCACCUUGGGAACAUCAACUUUAGGGAAGCAGGGAAUUACGCUGCUGUAGAAAAUGAUGAGUUUUUGGCAUUUCCUGCCUUCCUGUUGGGCAUCGAUCAGCAUCGUCUUAAAGAAAAACUCACCAGCCGUAAGAUGGACGGCAAGUGGGGGGGCAAGUCAGAGUCCAUAGACGUAACGCUGAAUGUGGAGCAGGCGUGUUUCACACGCGAUGCCCUCUCCAAAGCUCUGCACUCUCGUGUUUUUGACUACUUGGUUGAGUCAAUCAAUAAAGCCAUGGUUAAGGACCAUCAGGAGCUGAACAUUGGAGUAUUGGAUAUCUAUGGCUUUGAGAUUUUUCAAAAAAAUGGAUUUGAGCAGUUCUGCAUCAACUUUGUGAAUGAAAAGCUGCAGCAGAUUUUCAUUGAGCUGACUCUGAAAGCUGAGCAGGAGGAGUAUGUACAGGAAGGAAUCCGAUGGACUCCCAUAGAGUACUUCAACAAUAAGAUCGUCUGUGACCUCAUUGAGAGUAAAAUAAAUCCUCCUGGCAUCAUGAGUAUACUGGACGAUGUAUGUGCUACUAUGCAUGCGAAGGGUGAAGGCGCAGAUCAGACAAUGCUGCAGAAACUCAGAAUGCAAAUCAACAACCACGAGCACUUUAACAGCUGGAACCAGGGCUUUAUCAUCCACCAUUACGCUGGCAAGGUAUCUUAUGAUGCAGAGGGUUUCUGUGAGAGAAACAGGGAUGUGCUGUUCACUGAUCUGAUUGAGUUAAUGCAGAGCAGUGAAAUACCUUUCAUCCGUGCCCUGUUCUCAGAAAACCUCAAUGCUGAGAAAAAAGGUAGACCCACUACUGCAGGCAGUAAAAUCAAGAAACAAGCCAAUGAUCUGGUGGGCACUCUGAUGAAGUGUACACCUCACUAUAUCCGCUGUAUCAAACCCAAUGAGACCAAGAAGCCUAAAGACUGGGAAGAGAGCAGAGUGAAGCACCAGGUGGAGUAUCUGGGUCUGAAAGAGAAUAUUAGAGUAAGGCGUGCUGGCUAUGCUUACAGACGAGUCUUCCGCAAGUUCUUGAACCGGUAUGCUAUUCUGACGAAGGAGUCGUGGCCAACAUGGCGGGGGGAUGAGAAGCAGGGUGUGCUGCAUCUCCUGCGCUCCGUAAACAUGGACCAAGACCAGUAUCAGCUCGGACACACCAAAAUCUUCAUCAAAGCCCCUGAAUCGCUGUUCCUGUUGGAGGAGACGAGAGAUCGCAAGUUCGACGGUUAUGCCAGAACCAUUCAGACGGCCUGGAGGAAAUUUUGUGCACGCAAGAAAUACGUUCAAAUGAGGGAGGAGGCCUCUGAUCUGCUGCUGAACAGGAAGGAGAGAAGAAGGCACAGCUUGAACAGGAACUUUGUGGGUGAUUACCUGGGUAUGGAUGACCGGCCUGAGCUCAGGCAGUUUGUGGGCAAGAGGGAGAAGAUUGAUUUUGCAGACAAAGUCAAUAAAUUUGAUAGGCGGUUUAAGAGCAUCAAGAGAGACCUGAUCCUCACCCCUAGAUCUGUCUACCUGAUUGGAAGAGAAAAGGUGAAGCAGGGGGCAGAGAAAGGGCUUGUGAAAGAAGUCCUAAAACGCAAAAUUGACGUAGAGAAGAUUUUGGCUGUUUCAUUCAGCACAAUGCAGGAUGACUUCAUGAUCCUGCACGAGGACGAGUAUGACAGCCUGCUGGAGUGUGUAUUCAAGACUGAGUUCAUCAGUUUACUGGCACGCAGAUACGAAGAGAGAACGCAAAAGAAACUACCUCUCAAAUUUAGCACCACGCUAGAAAUGAAACUGAAGAAAGAUGGAUGGGGACCCUGGAAUGCUGGAGGAUCCAGACAGGUUCAGUUCAUCCAAGGUCAAGGGGACGUAGCAGUGCUACGACCCUCAAACAAAAUGCUGCAGGUCAGCAUUGGACCGGGUUUGUCCAAAAACUCACGUCCUACUAAGCAGGGCGUCACUCAAAGCGGCCCCAAAACGUCCAGGACACACCACCACAUCCCAGCACGAGUCGCACCUGGCCCUCCAGUUGCUCACCAAAAUGGAGGGCUGAAGAAUGCAAAUCACACUGCCAAUCAGAGGAACUCGCAACAUCACAGCAAUCAGAAGCCGACAUCAGGAAACACGGCCCGUCCAUUCCUGCCUUCUAAUGUCAAUCAGCUCAAGGACAGAGGCAGCAGACAGACACCCCAGCAACCCAACUUGGAUUUCCUCAAAGUACCAGACCAAGGGGCUGCAGGCAGAAAUCAUCAACCAUCUGGCAAUGGAGGAAUGGCCCACAGACAGUCCACCAACAGGCCUUCUCCAGGAGGUGGUCGGCCCAAACCGGCCCCCAAGCCAAAGCCCCAAGUGCCUCAAUGUAAAGCCCUCUAUGCAUACGAUGCCCAAGACACAGAUGAGCUCAGUUUCAAUGCAGAUGACAUCAUUGACAUCAUUAAGGAAGACGCCUCUGGAUGGUGGACAGGGAGACUGAGAGGUAAACAAGGUCUUUUCCCAAACAACUAUGUGACAAAGAUCUAACCUCUUCUGCUGUUGAUGAGGCGACCAGAACCUCAGCAGACUUGUUCGAAGAAGGAUAAGGACAAAGAAAGGAGGGGAAAUGGAGAUAAUGAAGGAACGAGCGAAGUGUGCUGUGGCUGAACUCCUCAUAAGCUUUGCGUUGUGUUGCCACAGACAUUUUGAGGCCAUGCGGGCAGACGCCGACCGGACAUGAAAGUUUUCUCCAGGGCGCUGAAUACUGAGCUCUCCCUGUGAGCACUGAUCAAAACUAUUUAUUGUAUUUAUAUUACGGCAUUCUACAGUUUAUUUCUGAUGUGGUUUGUUCAUCUUUCAUUGACAUUUAAGGUGAUCUGAAUUCACUUAGAGAUGAAGUAGCCAUUUUAUGUGGGAACAGGCUUUUUUAUUUUGCUUUGAAAUGGAUAGAUUUUAUAUGUAAAUUAAGGGGCUUGGCUUUAGAGUCACCUGCUGUUUGUGAUUUAUAUUUUUUUUUCCAAUCUCUUGAAGUCAUGUCCAAAUCAAUGGUUUUAGUGGGAAAUUUUUUGCUGCUAAGGAACGUUUUACCAUGAUAUUGCAGUUAAGAGAAACCCAAAUGUUUAAAGUGCACUACAGCUCUUGAAAACCAUGGAUUGUACUUUGCUUUUGAUGUUACGUUCAUAAUCUUAUAACAAUGCUGAAUGUAUCAUUGUUCUAAAGAUUCCAACAGUUUAAAUUUAAACUGUAGUGGUGUUUCCAUGCAUUAUUUGGAAAACCCACACUCGCCAUGUCACUGUAUAGAUAAAAAGCACUUUAUGAGUACAAUAUCAUAUAAAUGUACUGGUCAGGUCAUCGACACCAUUCGUCAAGGUGCUAGUAGUCAGUGAAGAGAUGAAAUAGGGGCUGGAUCUACAAAAAUUUCUUAAAGGGAUAGUUUGCACAAAAAUUAAAAUUGUUCCAAACCUGUAUGAAUACAUUCUUAGAUGAACACAAAAUAUGUUUUGAAGAAUGUCAGUAACCAGUUAAUUGGCCCCAUUGACUUCCAUUCUAUGCAAGUCCACUUCUCAAGAUAAAUUCUUAGAUGUAAGAAUGUACCAAACAGUUCCCAUAUAUUUUACUAAGAACAUCUUAGUUUUUUUCUUAAGAAUAAAGUGACAGAUAUUGGUG
Pimephales promelas (fathead minnow) is the source of this 4747-nucleotide messenger RNA. RefSeq names its product myosin IEa (gene myo1ea). Gene Ontology annotation, cellular component: myosin complex; plasma membrane; cytoplasm. Gene Ontology annotation, biological process: glomerulus development; endocytosis; actin filament organization. The record is from RefSeq and is a predicted model, not a curated record. Gene Ontology annotation, molecular function: ATP binding; actin filament binding; microfilament motor activity. Lineage: Eukaryota; Metazoa; Chordata; Actinopteri; Cypriniformes; Leuciscidae.